Messenger RNA from Paramecium octaurelia, 388 nucleotides. The record is from the annotation of a GenBank genome assembly. Lineage: Eukaryota; Ciliophora; Oligohymenophorea; Peniculida; Parameciidae.
AUGGCACCGAAAUUUAUCACCAAGAUUAUUAGUUAGCCUCCAUAAUAAGAGCAACCAGAUACUAAAUUAUCACAAACACAAAUUUUGAAUUAAUUAUUCGAUUAAAAAGUGGAUUAAAACUCUAAGAGUAGAGGUUGUAUCACUUUAAGAGGGGAAAUGUUCAAUGAGGAAUAACAAUAUUUUAUGGCUUAAUUAACAUCAAUAUGUGAUGUGAUAUGCUUGAGUAGAACAAAUCAAACUAAUCUGCCAAAAGGAGUACAUCAUUUACCAUUUUAAACAGAUGUUGGAUGUAGUGCAAUAGUCAGAUCACUCAAGCCUAAAUUCCAUAUUGAUGAUUAAUAAUAUGAAAAUUUACAUAAUUUUGUUAAAAUAGUACCAUGGUCAAUGA